Macaca mulatta (Rhesus monkey) is the source of this 4955-nucleotide messenger RNA. It is a transcript of the gene BHLHE41, whose product is annotated as basic helix-loop-helix family member e41. NCBI's taxonomy places the organism in Eukaryota, Metazoa, Chordata, Mammalia, Primates, Cercopithecidae. Gene Ontology annotation, biological process: regulation of DNA-templated transcription. Gene Ontology annotation, molecular function: DNA binding; protein dimerization activity. The record is from RefSeq and is a predicted model, not a curated record.
CCCCCCUCCGGGCUGGACCGCGGAUGGUACGUUCCGCACGUGAGCUGGGUGCUGGUCUGGCCGGCGACGCGCGUGCCCUGUGGCCAAACACUGCCUGGAGUGAGAGCAAACUACCAGCGCAGUGGGGCCGGCGCGAGUGUGCGUGUGUGUGCGUGUGUGUGUGCGAGCGCGGUGGAGGGGGGACCAACUGCUUCACACUUUCAACACUGCACUGAAGAGGGAGAGCGAGAGAGAGAGACUGGAGACGCACAGAUCCCCCCAAGAUCUCCCAAGCCUACCGUCCCACAGAUUAUUGUACAGAGCCCCAAAAAUCGAAACAGAGGAAACGAACAGCAGUUGAACAUGGACGAAGGAAUUCCUCAUUUGCAAGAGAGACAGUUACUGGAACAUAGAGAUUUUAUAGGACUGGAUUAUUCCUCUUUGUAUAUGUGUAAACCCAAAAGGAGCAUGAAACGAGACGAUACCAAGGAUACCUACAAAUUACCGCACAGAUUAAUAGAAAAGAAAAGAAGAGACCGAAUUAAUGAAUGCAUUGCUCAGCUGAAAGAUUUACUGCCUGAACAUCUGAAAUUGACAACUCUGGGGCAUCUGGAGAAAGCCGUAGUCUUGGAAUUAACUCUGAAACACCUAAAAGCUUUAACCGCCUUAACCGAGCAACAGCAUCAGAAGAUAAUUGCUUUACAGAAUGGGGAGCGAUCUCUGAAAUCGCCCAUUCAGUCCGACUUGGAUGCGUUCCACUCGGGAUUUCAAACAUGCGCCAAAGAAGUCUUGCAAUACCUCUCCCGGUUUGAGAGCUGGACACCCAGGGAGCCGCGGUGUGUCCAGCUGAUCAACCACUUGCACGCCGUGGCCACCCAGUUCUUGCCCACCCCGCAGCUGUUGACUCAACAGGUCCCUCUGAGCAAAGGCACCGGCGCUCCCUCGGCCGCCGGGUCCGCGGCCGCCCCCUGCCUGGAGCGCGCGGGGCAGAAGCUGGAGCCCCUCGCCUACUGCGUGCCGGUCAUCCAGCGGACUCAGCCCAGCGCCGAGCUCGCCGCCGAGAACGACACGGACACCGACAGCGGCUACGGCGGCGAAGCCGAGGCCCGGCCGGACCGCGAGAAAGGCAAAGGCGCGGGGGCGAGCCGCGUCACCAUCAAGCAGGAGCCUCCCGGGGAGGACUUGCCGGCGCCCAAGAGGAUGAAGCUGGAUUCCCGCGGCGGCGGCAGCGGCGGCGGCCCGGGGGGCGGCGCGGCGGCGGCGGCAGCUGCGCUCCUGGGGCCCGACCCUGCUGCCGCGGCCGCGCUGCUGAGACCCGACGCCGCCCUGCUCAGCUCGCUGGUGGCGUUCGGCGGAGGCGGGGGCGCGCCCUUCCCGCAGCCCGCGGCCGCCGCGGCCCCCUUCUGCCUGCCCUUCUGCUUCCUCUCGCCUUCUGCAGCCGCCGCCUACGUGCAGCCCUUCCUGGACAAGAGCGGCCUGGAGAAGUAUCUGUACCCGGCGGCGGCCGCCGCCCCGUUCCCACUGCUAUACCCCGGCAUCCCUGCCCCGGCCGCAGCCGCGGCCGCCGCCGCCGCCGCUGCCGCCGCCGCCGCCGCCUUCCCCUGCCUGUCCUCGGUGUUGUCGCCCCCUCCCGAGAAGGCGGGCGCCGCCGCCGCGACCCUCCUGCCGCACGAGGUGGCGCCCCUUGGGGCGCCGCACCCACAACACCCGCACGGCCGCACCCACCUGCCCUUCGCCGGCCCCCGCGAGCCGGGGAACCCGGAGAGCUCUGCUCAGGAAGAUCCCUCGCAGCCAGGAAAGGAAGCACCCUGAAUCCUUGCGUCUCAAAGGACGGAGGUUCAAGCGGAGUGAGAAGUUAAAACACCCUUAACGUCUUUAAGGGAGGAAGUGUAAUAGAUGCACGACAGGCAUAAACAAGAACAACAAAACAGGUGUUAUGUGUACAUUUGGAGUUCCUGUUUUGCUCAUCCCUCACCACCCCACCCUCCACACACUAACAUCCCUUUCUUCCCCCCACCAGCUGUAAAAGAUCCUCUGCGAAAGAUAUAUAUAUAUAUAUAUUUUAAUAAUCCCCCAAAUAAGUUUUGUCCCCUUUUAGGCCAUGUUCCAUUAUCUCUUAAAAUUGGAACCUAAUUCGAGAGGAAGUCAGAAGGGUCUGUUCUAUGGGUAAGCUAGGUGAACCCCGGGGUAGGGGAAGCAUGUUAACACCUUUGACGUCUUUGACUGAAGUUGACAUGGAGCAGCAGAUAGUUGUUAUGUAGAGGUAGUUCUCAAAGCUGCCCUGCCUGUUUUAGGAGACUUUCCACAAACAGAUUGAGGAUCUUUUAGAAUUGAAUUUACUCUUCAGUAUUUUCUAAUGUUCAGCUUUCUAAAAGGCAUCUAUUUUUCAAAGAAGUGAGGAUGCAGUUGCUCACGUUGCAACUUAUUCUGAAGUGGUUUAAAUGGUAUCUCUUAGUAACUUGCACUUGUUAAAGAAACACGGAGCUGGGCCAUCGUCAGAACUAAGUCAGGGAAGGUGAUGGAUGAGAAGGCCAGAAUCAUUCCUAGUACAUUUGCUAACACUUUAUUGAGAAAUUGACCAUGAAUCAAUGGACUCACCUUAAUUUCUUUAUCUAUCUAUACAAAUUUCUGUUUAUCCAUAGAUAGGUAUCUAUACAUACACAUCUCGAGUGCAUCUAUUCCCACUCUCAUUAAUCCAUCAUGUUCCUAAAUUUUUGUAAUCUUACUGUAAAAAAGUGCACUGAACUUAAAAACAAAACAAAACAAAAGUCCAAACUGAUAUAUCCUAUAUUCUGCUAAACGACAAAAGUGAACGAAAGCAUUUAACUGGUCAAUUUUGAUUGGAAAUGCUGUAAAGAUAUGGAAUGAAGUCCUGUGAGGCCUUCCUAUCUCCAAGUCUAUGUAUUUUCUGGAGACCAAACCAGAUACCAGAUAAUCACAAAGAAAGCUUUUUUAAUAAGGCUUAAACCAAGACCUUGUCUAGAUAUUUUUAGUUUGUUGCCAAGGUAGCACUGUGAGAAAUCUCACUUGGAUGUUAUGUAAGGGGUGAGACACAACAGUCUGACUAUGAGUGAGGAAAAUAUCUGGGUCUUCUCGUCAGUUUGGUGCAUUUGCUGCUGCUGUUGCUACUGUUUGCCUCAAACGCUGUGUUUAAACAACGUUAAACUCUUAGCCUACAAGGUGGCUCUUAUGUACAUAGUUGUUAAUACAUCCAAUUAAUGAUGUCUGACAUGCUAUUUUUGUAGGGAGAAAAUAUGUGCUAAUGAUAUUUUGAGUUAAAAUAUCUUUUGGGGAGGAUUUGCUGAAAAGUUGCACUUUUGUUACAACGCUUAUGCUUGGUACAAGCUUAUGCUGUCUUAAAUUAUUUUAAAAAAAUAAAUACUGUCUGCAAGAAACCAGCUGGUUUAGAAAAGUUUAGUAUGUGAAGAUAAACUAGAAAUUAUCUUUAUAUUCUAGUAUUUUCAGCACUCCAUAAAUUCUAUUACCUAAAUAUUGCCACACUAUUUUGUGAUUUAAAAAUUCUUACUAAGGAAUAAAAACUUUAAUAUACGGUAUGAUAUUGUCUAAUAAUUAAAAAAGACAAUGGAUGCUCAAUUAGGUUUGAGAUAUCUAUGACUGUAGGGAUACAAAUCACUGAGGUUCUCAGAUAUACAGCUUUUUUUGUCAUUGGCUUGAUGUCACACAUUUCCAAUCUCUUGCAAGCCUCCAGGCUCUGGCUGUGUCUACCUGCUUGUUUCCAAUGUAUCUUAAUGAAAAGUGCAAAAGAAAAACCUACCAAUUAACUUGUGUGAUUUGUUUAUGUUAGACCCAAUUUUCUAUUGUUUUAAUGAUUGACAAGGUUUUCACUUUUUGUCUGUGACAUCAGAUAGCCUCUCUAGUAUGGUCAGGUGUUUCUCUUUCACUGGGUCUUGUAUAAAUAGAUGAUCACAUAGGGGUGCUUAACAUGAGAGUGUUUUGGCUUCUUAAUUUUUAUAAAAUAAUUCUGUCAUGGGACUUUAUCAUGGAAUUCCAGGAUCAGAAAUAAUUUCUAGACUUUUCUCAAAUUUCCAUUCAAAUCUGUGACAUGAUACAAACUGAGUGAAGGAUUGUCAGCUUUUAGUUUCAGGAAUGUUCUUCACAACCCCCCUGAUUUUUGAAAAAUGUUUAAAUGAGAGUCACAUUGUAUAAGAUGUAGAAAAAGUGCUCCCUCUGCUGACUUCAUGGCAACUGAACUGCAAGUCGUAACAGUGUGGAGCCAGGAGCCAGGGCUCAUCAAGGCCCCUGCAUUUCCUCAUAGGAAAAAAAGAAAGGAAGCCCAGAGAUAUUAAGUAUCUUCCCAAGGUCACAGAGCUACCUAGAGUCAGCACUAGCACUAGUGGCCAGCUCUAUCAUAUCCCUCAGUCAGUCAACUACUUCCCAUUGCAGUAUCUUGGACCAAGUAAGCUGAACUUGAUUGAGCACCCUUCAUGAAGCUUUGUAACAAACCAUAGAACAAAGGAAACUGAAAUUAACACUGGAAAACUAUGUAGGAUUUUCGAGCAUUUUUAAUUUAUUGAACUUUAGAAAAAUUAUCUGAAUCAGAAUGGGAAAAACAGCAUUUCAAAUAUUUUGAGCUAUAUUUUGAUGCUACGACUGUAGUAAUAUUAGUUUCAUAACCAAAAAGGAUUAAGAGUGAAUCAGAGGAUAAUACAAUGUUUUUAGCAUGUGUAUAAUUUUGGUAGAAUGAGAUAAAAAAACUUCAGAGUUGGGCCAGAUUUUAUAAGUCAGUUAUUUAGUCCAAGUACCCAUAUGGUAACAUGAUAAGAUAAAGUUAGAACAGAAAUGCAAAAAUAAUAUUAUCUAUAUUGAUUCUAAAAUCUGAAAAAAUGUUAUUCUGGUCAUUGAUUUAUUUUAAUGAAUUAAAAGGCUUAAGUCAUUAUAAUUCAUUAAAGAGGCUUCUAUACUUGUAGUGGUGAAAUUUCAGCUAAAAUGAUUUUCCAACUUCAGGCAAAUAUGAA